Messenger RNA from Pipra filicauda (Wire-tailed manakin), 11006 nucleotides. It is a transcript of the gene MVB12B, whose product is annotated as multivesicular body subunit 12B. The record is from RefSeq and is a predicted model, not a curated record. Bases 5268 to 6404 code for a protein of 378 amino acids. The transcript is spliced from 9 exons. Gene Ontology annotation, cellular component: late endosome; ESCRT I complex. Gene Ontology annotation, biological process: virus maturation; regulation of epidermal growth factor receptor signaling pathway; viral budding. Lineage: Eukaryota; Metazoa; Chordata; Aves; Passeriformes; Pipridae.
CGGUGGGAGCGCUCCGGGCCGAGGCUGCCGGGGCCGGGCCUCGCGGGGACUCCGCGCCGGAGCGCCCCGGUGGCCUCCGUGAGACCCCGCGGCUCCGCCGGAGCUGGGUCGGCUGCAGGAACGGCGUCGGCGACCAGCCGUGGGGCAGAGCCGGUGACCUUGACCUGCUCUAGAAUUUAAUGUAAAUUCUUAUUGGUGACAGUUAGAGAAGAUAACAAAAUCCCCUGUGUUUUGCGUGGUCUUCUGCUACAAGUGUUUGCAGCGUGGGUCCGCCCGCCUGCCCUUUUCUCACCUGUGCUCGGUGCGUGGCUGGAGGUGUGAUACAGGCUCACGCUGUACAGCGCUGGCUGGAGCAGCGACACAGAGCUGCCUUUGUCUUAUGUACUCACUGCCUGCAUCAUCAAGGAUUGCGAGCUCAGUCAGAAGUUUCUGGAGAGGUUUUCAAAAGUCCACCAGGCUUUGGUGUUUUCUGUGCGUUCCCAGAGGAACAGGGUAUUCUUGGCUUGGUCACAGUAACACUGAAACCCGACAGGCCGGGCGUCAGGAGGUGUGCAGCUGCUCGGGCUAAAGCUUGGGUUUCUCCAUCUUGUGUUUUAUUUUAACUGUGUGAGAACAUGCUCACCUGUACUUUAGGGAGUCUGCGUGUUGUGUGGUAGGUCGACUGUGUCAUCCCUGUCACUGUUAGCUGAGAUGGCCUUACCUACUAGAUGAAAGCUAAGCCUGAGCUUCUGGAGGUGUGAAAUGAAGCACACGUCUCACUCUCAUACUGUGUGCUGCCCUGACAAAGCAAAUCCCAGGCUCAAGGGUGCCUGUAGUCCCCAGGUUCGUAUCUGUGCCAAGAUAGAAAUAACAGAACUGAAUGUCACUUAUGUUUUGCUGCCCUGAUGCAAGGUCAUCUGUGUAUGGAAACACUCUUCACAGAUGUGCGUCCAUAGUUAGAAGUGCUGUGAAGCAAUACAGGGUCUCAGUUUUGCUCAUACUGUGACUUCAGUUCCUGUUUCCAUCCUGUUCAGUCUCAAUGUGUAGAUUUUGUGGCUGAUGCUGGGCAGGUGUCUCUUAUGGGAGCCUGGGCAUGGGGGUGAUUCCAGACGUGCCUUCGAUGGGGGCAAAACGUGACACUGAAGUUCUGCCCGUUUGUGAUGGUGGCCUUCAGGGCCCUGACCCCUCAGUUGCACUGUGUGCUCCUGUUUUUCUGAAACUGUGUCCUAUUCCAUGAACAGAAAUAGAAAGUUGGCUGGGGCUUUGUCCUGUUCCCGGACGUGGUGGAGGCCCAGGGGAGCGGGGCGGUGUGACUCCGGAGCAGAGCCUUGUGCCAGCAGUAUCCCCGCCUUUGCAGAGGGAUGGAGUGACAGGCCGAGCAGACGGGCAAGGGUUUAAGCAGAGUGUCUGCUUUGGUUUGAUGGGACCACUUCCCAUAGACUGCAGGGCCUCAGCAAGCUAGUUGAUAAUUUUUUUCCCAGUUUUGCCUUAGCUCAUACUUUUCUGCCUGUGGGAAGAGCAAGUCAGUGUCAAAGUGCAGGGCUUGUAGUUGGAGGAAGAAACAAUAAGACCAUUCUCCCUCCAAGUCCUGACUAUUUAACUUCAGAGCUUGACCUGCUGUGCUGGCAGCAUGAUGUUUCUGUAGCAAAUACAUCCAAAGGCCUGAUCUGAUCAUGUACCCACCAGCUCUUUAACUUGUUGAACUUGAAAAGGAAUAAGGAGAGCAAAAUAUGCUCUAGAAACUCACAAUAAUGCAUUCAUUUCUGAAGGCAUGUUCUUGUGUGUAUGUGUCCUAGCCAAAGCCCAGCAGUGUGUGUGGUCAGUCACCUCAGUGGAGCCAGCAGAAAAGUAUGCCUGGGAUAAACUAAUAAAGGCAGAUGAACUAGCAAGAAAAUGGGAGAGAGCAAGUGAAGAGGAUGUAAACAGACAAACUUGGGGGUGGUGGGAGAAGGGGAGGUGUGUGUGACUGUGGACGUGGGCUGUAGCACAGCCUGGCAGAGUCCUUGAAGGCCUCUCCUACACCCUGGGACCCCAUGCCUCCUGCCCCGUGGUACGGCCGGUUCAAGGGGGCGGGAAGCAUUUGGGAUGGAGCCAGCAGGCGAGGCUGCUUGCCAAGAGUGCAUCUUAUGCGUCUCAUCCUGCAGCCAUCCUAAGCAGCUCUGCUGCAUGCUGCUUGGGGCUGGUGCUGGUAGUGUGCAUGGACACUUUCUCUGGUGGAGGCACAUCCUUUCCCUGCUAGCUUUGUCCAAGCGGCCCCACAGUGUUUUGAAACUUCUUCCUGCCCCAGAGCUCGCAUCCGGCUGCCAGGGCAUGCUGAAGACUGGAUGUGGCCCCACAGCUCAGAACGACCUCCAGGGAGCAUGCUCCCAACUAAUGGGAAAAAUGUUCUUACUGUUUUGGGCUGUUCCCAGAAUAACCUUGCAGCGAGCAGUGCGCACAGGCCCUCGAGCAGAGCCCAGCACACACAGCUUAGUGCGGGUGGGGAUGGGCUGUCUGGUGGGCUGGGUGGUCAGCCAUGGUGAUGGUAGGGGGGCGUACAGGUCAAACUCACCUUGUUUAAAGAGAACUUCAUUAAAAUAACAAGCUGCCUAAUAGGAGUAUUUAUAGAAUCCUGCUCCUUAAUUUAAUCUCAUCUUUCACUGUUUGUUUGUUUUUGUUGUUUUUUUAAGUUUAAAGGCAUGAUAGAAAAGAAACCAAACUUUGGCGCCCUGGGGGAGAAGUGCACUGCAACUAAUCAUCUGUGUGAUUGCCGAGCCAGAGACUCCCCUCUGACCUGCACAGAGUUCACAAAAAUAUUUAUCCCAGUGUGCAAACUGAUUGGUGCUGCUCCAUAUCUGUUCCAGAUGCAUCCUCAGUGCCACCCGCGUGGUGGGAGGCUGGCCUGGUGUGGCAGAGCCUGCCCGUGCUGUGGUGGCCCCAGCAGGUUUGCUGUCUGGGCAGGUGCUCUGUCCACUGUCCCUGCCGGCUGUGGGCACGGGCUGUGGUCUGAGCACCAGGCAGAGGAAGGUGCUGGGCUCGCUGGGUGCAGGCAGCUCGGCCGGCCCUCACUGCAGCGGGUGCUGCUGGGGGCCCUUUGCCGGUGCCACGGCACUGUCACCCUGUGGCUUCCACCCUGGUGAGGCGGAAAGCCCCGCGCCCAGCGCUGCCACCACAGAGGGCUUUGUGUGAGCUGUCACAAAGUGAGGAUUGAUGCCGUUUCCCCUCCCCCUUCUGUGCUGAGUGGAGCCGAAAAUGGCUCCCACAAAGGUGCCCUUCUUCACUGAGGAUGAGGUGCCAGCAGGCAGAGGGGGCUGCUCUGCAGCACCGUGCUGUUGGUAGGGCCACCCACCAGCCUUUCCGCACUGGUGCCAUGGAUGCCCAGGGCCCUGUCCUCAGCCUUGCGCGGGCUGACCCGACUGCUGCUUGUGUUCCUGCCAGGGCAGCUGGGACUCCCUGCAGCAGGCCCCACGAUGGUGAGAUGGGGCCUGGGCAGCAUUCAGCAGUAGGUCCCUGGCCCACAUUAGCCUCAUUCAUGCCAUCACUGCUGGGAACGAGGAGGCAAUGCCGGGGCUCUGCCUGCAUGAGCUCUCCCAGGGCCUGAGAGGGUGGUACACAGACCCUCUGCUUCCCUCCCCGAGGUGACAUGUCUGUGCCAUCCGGCUACCCCUGCUCCCCUGCCUUUGUGGAGCAAGCCGGCACUUCAUCAGGGUGGGUUUGGUGGAGGCUGGGGAAGCACAUCUGCUUCCCUGCAAUGUAGCUGCAGCUGUGUUGGAACCUGCUCUGCGGUGUUCUUAGCAUGCUGGGGAAUAUCGUCACUUACCUGAAUUUUGCUUCAAAAUGGCCUAAGAGAAACUUGCAUCAGCAUUCAUUAUCUCCCAGCUCCUCCCGAUGUGUAGUAACAAGUCAUCGUGCUAUUGAGAGUGGCUUGGAAAAGUUUCAGAAAACGUGCAUGAAGAACAGAUUGUAAUCUCUGUUAAAUUAAUAUGUGUUUGUUCCAUGCUGCACGUUUUAGGCAAUGGCCUCUGGAUUAUUUGCACGGUAUCCGGAUGAGCCGGUGGGGCAGCGCAGGCAGCAGUGUGGGGUCUGUUGGGGCUGUGCCAGUGCCUCCAGCGUUCCUGCAGUGGGGUCCUGUGCUCCUUGCCUGCCCUGAGGACAGGGAGCCUGCUGGGAGAGGAGGGUGAACCCCUGCAGCUCAGGCUGUGCUUCCUGUCAUGCUUUGGAGCCUUGGGCUGUGUCGGGGACAAAGAAGGUUUGCUUUGCUCUGUGUAUGCUGGAUGGGUGUCCAGGUGCCAAAGCAGAGCUCUCCUCUCUGUUUGGUUCAGCAGUAGUGUUUGCACCAUUACUGGUCACUAGUGUCUGUUGUUUUGGACUUCUCACGUAGACUGGCUGUUCAUGUGACAUUGUUAUUAUUUACAUAGGGCCCAGACUUGCUCUUUCUUAUUGCCUGCAGCACGAUGUUUGCUCAGACUGGGCACUGUGAAGUGUAAACCCAGGUCCCACUGGCACCAGCACUCACCUCUGCCUUUUCUAGAAGCAGUAAGUAACCAGCCUUCUACAUGGCCCAGAAACGCUGGGGUUUGAUUGCUCUGAUGAGGGAAUUGAAUUAGGCAGUGCUGGUUCACGGCUUGUCUGGCUGCGCAGCAGUGAUGCUUGUUUACUCAAAGCACUGCCCUUUUAUCUCAGGGUGCGUGGGGGGCGGUUUCCUGGGGCAUUCCUGUCUGAAAGCCAGAGAAGACUUGCCCUAACUGGCUGCCUCUGCAGGAGACCACAUGCUGAGGCAGUGGCACCUUUUCCCAUCCUCCUCCUCAGCGACUUGUUUCAGCACCUCUCUUGUCCUCUCCUCCUGCUUCCUGCAACAGCAUCUCUCCGAAAUUGGUUGGUCUUAUCUGCUUUUGUCCCCUUUGCAUAUCUCCCUUCCCUGACGUUCUUGGUGAUGUGUCCCUUUUGGAAGAUGCUCAGGCCUCCUCAAGGCCUCUGUCUGCUUUGCACCAGCCCACCCUGUGCUUCCUCUGUGUUUCCUGGUGUCGAAGCUCCCCGCGGCCACUGCGGUUCUGCAUCCAGCGCCAGAGACAUCUGUGCUGCUCUGUGAAAAUGGUCUGGCUCUGGGGAGUGUGAUGGGACAGAAGACUUGUGGGGGAACCCACAGCAUGUCUUAACACCCGUAGUGGAUGAAAAGCCUCCCUCUGAAGCCAUUAGGAGCAGAAUUCUUUCUGCUUAAAAUGACAGAGCUGCUUCAACCAGCCCGCCUUGGGGUUGAAAUUUGUUCUCUGCUUGGGAGGGAAGGUAUUGGGUUUUCCCAUCAUUGCUAGAUGGAGACCAGCCCAUGGAAGCAACAAAAUGAGUCUCAGAGGCUGCCAGCCCAAAUCCCAAAACUAUUUGGCAUUGCACAAACGUACCCUCUUAUCAAAAGCAAAUGGAAGUGCAGAAGGUGUGUCUGGCCUAAUCCUGUGUUCACCUUGGCCGUCUGGUGUGUCAGCACAGGCACUGUGGCAUGCAUGUGGGCUGUUGGUGCUCUGCCAGGGUGUGCUGCCCAGCAGCCCUUUAAUUCUGCUCCUUUCUUCCAGAAUCAGUCCAUAAUGCCUGAGGUGCGAGACCUCUCUGAUGCCUUGCCCGAGCUGCCGAUGGAUCCCAUCACAGGUGUUGGUGUGGUCGCAUCCCGGAGCCGAGCACCGACUGGAUAUGAUGUAGUUGCACAAACAGCAGAUGGCUUGGAUGCUGACCUCUGGAAAGAUGGUUUAUUUAAAUCCAAGGUCACACGGUACCUGUGCUUCACCAGAUCAUUUUCAAAAGAAAAUAGUCAUUUAGGCAACGUCUUGGUUGAUAUGAAGCUCAUUGAUAUCAAGGACACUUUACCUGUGGGCUUCAUUCCCAUCCAGGAGACCAUCGAUACACAAGAAAUAGCUUUCAGAAAGAAGAGACUGUGUAUUAAAUUCAUCCCUCGAGAUUCUACAGAGGCAGCCAUCUGUGAUAUCCGAAUCCUGGGAAGAUCUAAACAGGCCCCUCCUCAGUACACAUUCAUAGGGGAGUUGAACAGCAUGGGCAUUUGGUACCGGAUGGGCAGAGUGCCACGCAACCACGACCCCGCUCAGCCUGCGGCUCCUCCUGCCCCAGCACCGGCUUCGACCCCUGCUCCCAACCUGCCCAGGCAUAUCUCGCUGACACUCCCGGCCAGCUUUCGGGGCAAGAGUCACAGCACCCGCCUGGACCUGGAGCACCAGCACUCCAACCUGUAUGCAAUCUCAGCAAUGGAUGGAGUGCCUUUUAUGAUUUCGGAGAAGUUUGCCUGUGCUCCUGAAGGGAUGCAGCCAGUUGAUCUCUUGGGCAUCACAAUCAAAACCCUUGCAGAAAUUGAAAAGGAGUACGACUACAGCUUCCGGACGGAGCAGAGCGCGGCGGCCCGGCUGCCACCCAGCCCCACCCGCUGCCCGCCGGUCCCGCCAUCCUGAGGGGCCAUCGGCCGGAGCAGGCGUGUGCGUGCAUACUACUGAGCGGGACACAGGACACAGGACACAGUGCUGGGACCGUCCUGGCACACCUCCGUGCACCCGGCCACCACCGCCACCCUGCGCUGCACCACCCCCUGCACACACCGCUCCACGCGUUGGGACCCCCUUCGGCAGCUGCACCCCACACACUGCUGCAGACCCCUCUCCAUGUGAGUACAGGACUGGGAGCCUUGGUCAUCCCCACUUUGUAACUCUGCUGCAGGACAGUCACAGAAUCCAGAGCUGUAGCAAACCCCUGCAAACACAGCUGGGAGCUCGCAGACCAUCCAGAACUCUCAGCCCUGAAAGGAACAGUGAAAGGCACGGCUGGGUAAUGCUGCCCAAGCUGCUGUGGAGCUGGUCGGCUCUCUAUGCCUUGCGGCAGGAGGUCCCUGCGGCGCUCGGUCCAGUGGCAGCACUGAGCUGCAGCAGAUGCCCCAUCCCUCUGCCAAGGUCUGGGCACAGCAGUUCUGCCACAGCCAGGAUCAGCCCCCCCAUACACCCACUAUAGUCACUGGAUUUGCUGUAGCUGGGGGAGCUGGGGCCGCUGGCUCAUGCCUGUCUUGGACUCUCCCUGGGCACCGGCAGGGCAGGGCAGGGCGGGCAGAGCGCCAAGGUGAAGCACCUCUGCUUUGCACAGGGUGUCCAUGUGUCCAUCCGGAUCUAGACCAACAAACUCCUGUGUUUCUUUCCAUCUGGAUGCUGGCAGCACCACACUGGCAGACCCUGGCAGCACCCUGCUGACCCGGCCAAGCUGCCUCUGGAGCCAGGACCCUGCUGACAACUGGGAUGCCAUCACCUGCCCGUCACUCGAGACAGUUCUCUAAUGUGCCCCGCUAGCUGCUAAAAUAAAAGAGAUGUGCCUGUUCCCUGGGCACUCCCAGGGAAGCACUGAACUCUGACGUGGCGCAGGAUGAGAGUGGGAUGCAUUAAACCCUGACCUGAGCCCCCUGUGAUCGCUGACCUGGGCUCACUCCUGAGCCAAAUGCAUGUCUUGGAGAAGUCUGUUGCUGUAAUAAGUUAUUUACAAGUGCCCAUGUGACUCCAUGCUGCUCUUUCAAGUCUCUGCUGUAAAACAAAGCUACAUCAUGGCAGCAAAAUGGCAAUUUUUGAGUAAGUGUUAAAACAUACAAUUUUUUAUAUUGUAAAAUAGUGAUUUCCUGACCCCACUGAAAUGCAAUUGCCAUGGUAACAGUAACAGUGUUGUCUCUCAGCCUGGGUCAUAUGUGCACCCGGACCCGCUUUGCACUGCCUUGGAUUGAUCUGGCAUUUGCUAGUUGCACAGAAUGGUGACUGUCUGUGCAGGUUUUGUACUGUCAGCUUCUAUUUUUUAUUUGUACAUAUGUAAAAUAUUUCUUGUCCAAAGAUUCAUUUCUGGUUUUAAGGCACCGCACCGUACUGCUGGGAUAAUGAGCACAAAAUACUGUAACAUUCAAGACAAACUGAGUCCAGAUCUUUGCUUCAGCUGCUUCCAAUCAGGUAAAUAAUUUUCUGGAGCUGCCUCUGUAGAGCAGCCAUGUGGUUGGAGAGCAGAGGCCAGUUUGGUUGCAGGUGUGUUAGUUUUGGGCAAAAGAGUUAAGGCUGUGCCAUUUGCACCAGCUCUGGAGCCUCGCGUGACCCCCUGGAAGUGCUCGUUUACUUGGAGGUUGCAGCAACAUUUUUAGUUGUUAUUUAUCCUGCCGGAAAGAAAAGCCAGACCUCACUGCCAGGCUUCACAAAGGCCAGAUUGAUGAUGCCGACAUCGACAAAUGAACAUACCAUGGCAGCCUGGUCAUUCGGCUCAGGUUCACUUGAAGUUCAAAUCCACUCCACGCUGUAGUGCUGUACCCAUCUCAUCCAUCUCUUGUCUGUCUGUUUUUCUGCUUGUAAUUUGUUCUGUAGUUUUCUGUGACAUCCAUUUAUAGCUUCUCCUGUGGCUCAGUGGUCACGGCAGGUAGGCAGGACCUGUCUGCAGCCGUGCAUUCCUCAUAGCUUUGGGAUGAGAGCUGACCUUCCCCAUUCCCAGUGGAGGAGUGAGGGCUGCAGGCGGCACAGAGCAGCCAGCACAGUCUGCAGAGCUCCAGGGGCAGUGCCUGCCACUGGGAGAUGGAGAGGCCGCUGCCAGGAGCCCUUCCUCAAGCUGCCUCUUCCCGUGUGAGGGCAGGGCUGCCUGCACAGCAGCCAGGGGGCUCAGGGAGGAGUGGGUUCUGAGAGCGCCGAGCCCUGCACUUGGUGCCACACUCCCUGGGUAUGCCUGGGAAAAUGGGUGCAGAGCUUUGAGUCCCUUCUGUGAGAUUUAGCUUAGAGAUAAAAUUGGUGCUUUAAUGUUUUAACUAACUGUUAGGUUUGCUCAGCUGCCUUGGAGAUAGUGAGCUCAGCCUGCUUUGCAGUGACCUACAGGAGACACUGGGUGCUUGAAACACUGGCAGGACAUGUGGCUGGGACAGGCAUCUACAUCUUCAGGAUAUAUUUGUAGUUACUUCUUCUCUGACGCUGGGCCAGCAAAGCUGCUCAGGGGUGCACCUGUGAAGAACCUUGAGAGGUGAGUUUGCUCUCCACAGUGCGAUCCUGCACCAUGGCACUGCAGGGACACCCUGUUCCAAAUGCACAACAGGGCAGGUGCAUUUCCUCUGGGCAAAUGCAAUCAAGGUGUUUGGAGCAAGAAGCUGCAGCUGCUGAGAGCCAGCUGAGCUCUCAGCCCUGCUAACCACAGGCUGGAAAACUGGGCGAUUCCAAAAGGGAGAGGGCUCAGAGCCAGUGCUUGAAAGCACAGCGAGACACACAGUGCGGGGUGGUUGACUGUGUCAGCUUCUCAAUCCACUGCUCAGAGGAAGCUUUUUUUCAUUGCACCACUGAGUUCCCAAGAUCCAGAGUGUCAGGUCAGCAUUUCCAUGGGCAGGUUUUAUUGGCUAUUCCAUAACUUUUGUACUCCCAGCAGCUCAUUGCAAGGCUGGUCCUUGCAUCCUCGCAGUGAGUCCUCCGUGCUGGCAGGUACCAUGGCCAGUAUGAGCAUCUCUCUGCAUCUUCCUCCCUGUCCGAAAUGCGACUGUAGAAGUAUUGGCCCAGGCAAUAAAUGUUCAGGGAGCCUGAUGCGGAUGUUGUCUGGCUGUGGAGAAGUCUUCUGGAGCACAAGGGGAGGGGAUGAGUCAGUGGAAAGCAACAGAAGUGGAUUUGCAGAGCUUUACCAGAUGUGCUUGGCUACCUUGCCUGAAUUUGUAGAACAAAACUGCUCUCUAGGUAGUUCAGUCUUGCGGCUGAUGGAGAAGUUAGUUUGCCAAAUUAUCAUAUAUCUGCAACAGAGACAGAAAAGCAGCAAUAAGGGGUUUGCUUACUGUAAAAUACACCUUCUGAUGUGAAUUCAUAGUGACAUGCUGCCUCCUGGAUUCCCCACAGCAAGAAGCUGGUCACGUGCCAAGGUGACUUGUGCCCACCCAGGCCGGGCUGUGCUGUCUGCUGUGUUAACCAUAGAAAGGCAAGAAAUUAGAACAGAAAGUGACGUAGAGUGUGAACUUUGUGAUAAAAUUCAAGUGUGAACAGUUGUAGUGGGUGUGUCCCCUGUGGGAGCACCUCGUAGCCGUAGUUCCGUAGGAGUGAACUUUGUCAGACUGUUCCUGUGGCUGUCCCUGCGUGUGCCUGCAGUGUUUGUCAGAGGAUCCCUGGGAGCCUCCUGUGCAGUGAGAAGUUGCUGGUAGUCUGUAGCCUUGGGCUUGUUUGGUUUCACACCCACCACUGCUCCCUCAGUGUUCUGAGCUCUCCAAACUGAACGUGCACACUGCUGAGCCUGGAGAUUUCCCUGCAUGGGCAGGCACGUGCCAGGCAGAUGCUAGUGGCAAGGGCAUACAUCUGCUGACCUUGGAAUCUCCUCUUCUGUGGGGCCCUGAGAUCUCCUGGGGGGAGGGAAAUCAGGAUGUGGUGCCUGCAGAGCUGGCUGGUCCCAUGUUGGCCCUCACCUCCCUGCUGCCCCCAGGGUGACAUAGGGUCUGUCUCCCCAGAUGUGCCCGUGGCCUCUCCCACGACAGCCCCAGGAGCCCAGAGAGGUGUUCCCACUCCUCCUGAAGGGCAGGCACGUCUUGCUACAUGCGGAUAAUUACCUCAGCCUUGGAGCCUUGACUAACAGCCGGGAAUCCCUGCCAGCAGUGGGAAUCCCGGCAGGGCAGCCCAGCGGUGCUGGUGUCAGUCAUCCCGAGCCAGAUCCCCCUGGCUGUGGUGCAGGGAGGAGGGGAGGCUGCUCCCCUGCUCACAAACGAGCUCAAUGAGGUGCUGCUCAGUUCAUUCACCACAGGGAAAACAAACACUUUGGAUAUUCUGGUCAUUUGUUACAAAAUUGUUUCCUAACAGCAACAGAUUUAAAUGUCAUCAUGCAAAAGGCAGAGAAGAACCUUUUAUGCAGUUGCAAAGUGGUUUUCUAAGAUGGUUGGGUUAUUGAAAGUGAUUUUACUGUGCAUUAAUCUUAUGAAUGUUACUAUGUUUUAUAUUUAUUUUAGAUGACCCUCCUGUAUUUUACAAAGGGAAGUUUCAUUCUGUGAUAACUCAGUCUGUAUUCUUAAUAUAAUUUGUUAAAUGAAACUUGUUUUAAUCAGUUUA